GCUCGAGGGGAGUACUUGACUCACAUACAAGUGGCCUCAUGGGCCACCUGCGGAGACCACAUGGGUUGAAGAGGUUGGGGAGAAGGUACAUGAAGUUGCAAAUGUUGCAUAAUCUUGUUGACACUCGCUGUCAGGGAAUCAAGGCUUGCUGUCAACUAAUCGACCUUGCGGUCGAUGGCAGAGCAUUGAUUCUCUACAGCGAGAAUCCGCUGAUCCAGUUAGAAAAGUUGAAGAGGUUGGGGAGAAGGUACAUGAAGUUGCAAAUGUUGCAUAAUCUUGUUGACACUCGCUGUCAGGGAAUCAAGGCUUGCUGUCAACUAAUCGACCUUGCGGUCGAUGGCAGAGCAUUGAUUCUCUACAGCGAGAAUCCGCUGAUCCAGUUAGAAAAAGUAGAGACCAGGGGUGGUGUUAGCACCACUUCCUACACGGAGCAGGAGGAGGAGGCUGCGAGGAGCUUGGCCGAGCAGAAGGCCAAGAAGGAGAAGAAGGAGGUAGUAAAGCAGGCCAAGAAGUUGGCCUUAUUGCAGGAGCAGGCCGCGAAAAGGAAAAAGUUGGAGGAGGAGUUAGAAAGGGUGAAAAAGGAGGAGGAAGAAAAGUUGAAAGCAGUGGAGGCAGAAGAAGAAGAAGAAGAGAAAAAGGCAGAAGAAGUUCCCGUGAUCAGAAAGAGAGGGGAGUCCAGUGGCACGAAGAAGGAGGAGGACCCGUGGUUGGAAAAGAAGGUGUCUGAGUGGGUCGCUAAUCUAUCCCUGGGAAAGGAUGAGGAGGCAAUGAUGUAUGUGCCAAGGGCAAAACACGAGGUGGUAGUAAAAGAGUGGGAAGCAAAAAAAGACCCCUUAAAACGCCAGAAUAUAGAAGAAGAGAAGAAGCUGGAGUGAAAGUUGCGCUUGACCAGGGAGAAGAAGAAGAGAAUGGAGGAGGCAAGUAAGGCAGCAAAAGAAUUGGAGGUGGUGAAGCAGCUAAGGGCGCAGAUGGAAGUGCAGACGGACCUGCAGGGGAAGAUGGAUGCAAUGGCCAGGAAUAUACAACUCAUAGCUAGGGCCCAAGAAGAGCAAUAUCAAUUUGCAUGGGCCUAGGAUGUAGCUUUGCGGUCCAUACGCGUAGGGCUCAGGGAGUGUGCACGAGAAAUGAUGAUGCACGUGGGCACAAAAGUACAGGCCAGGAUGAAGAGCACAGAGCGAUUCUGCACUGGUGCCAUAGAAGGCGCCAAGCUAGUAGCUCUAAGGGAGGAGGAAGCACGUCCCCAUAGGGAUCCAGUAAAGGUUAAGUUCCCUG
Molecule: messenger RNA, 1272 nt
Organism: Chara braunii
Lineage: Eukaryota; Viridiplantae; Streptophyta; Charophyceae; Charales; Characeae
Source: the annotation of a GenBank genome assembly